AUGGCGGAGGCCGGCAGAACUGUGAGGGUGAGUGGUCUUCCCACAGAUGUUGAGGAUAACAAGCUGAGAGACAAGUUACUCAUACACUUCCUCCGAGCCAAGAAUGGAGGAGGGGAAAUCGAUUCCGUCAUUCUAACCAAGGCAACACCUGCCUCAGCCCUCAUCACCUUUGAGGACAGCAAAGUGGCACAGAGCGUGAUUGAACGCAGCUCACACGUCCUGGAAGUGGAUAUGAAGAAGUAUAAACUCACUGCAGUGGGGCAUCACGAGAGUUUGGACCCAGACCAGAUCAUCAUAAGUUUGUCAGCCACUGUAGACUACAGGCAGCUUCCUGGGGGAGCCACUGCAAUGACAAGUAUCUGUAAGAGUCAACACGGCGUCCAGAUGAGCCACGCUGCCAGCAAAGGGGCUUGCACGUUGCGUGGCCCCUACUCCAAAGUGCAGGCUGUCUUGGCUCAGCUGCUCGGCCACUCAAAGGGUCCAGAGACAGCAAACAACAACCGCUCGGAUCAGGUUGACCCGAGCUGUCCUCCGUCCACUCGUCCGCCGCAGAAGCCUCGUGUGUUUGAAGAUCAGAGUAAAAAAUCCACCAAGCAGAAAGAGAAGACCCGCACGAGCCACUCAUCUGCUGAGGACCACUGGAGUUCAACACGAGACCUGACUCCUGGUGUUCAUGGUUGGGAGGAUACCGGAAACGUAGACGGCACAGCGCUGCACCCCCCCGCCACAUCUCUCGAGGAGUCCUCCCUUAUUUUGGAUGCAGACAUGUUCCAGUAUCUACAGAAACACUUGAGCAGGGAAUACCAGAAUAUCCUCAGUCAGUAUGGUGUGAAGGUGAUAGACGAGACGAACCAGGGCUUGACCACUCUGUUCCUCCAUGCUGCGGGAACAGCAGAGGUAGAGGGCAGACCUGAGCAGGAGCGCUUGAAACUGGCCGGAAAGGCCAUAAGCCAGCUUUACCAGGAGAAUGAGACCAAGAUCCGGAGAGACCAGCUCCCAAAGAUGAUCCUGACCCCCAGAGGGGGGCUGCAAGCGGCACUGCAAAAUCUAAGUGUCAGAUUCCCAAAGCUUCUCCUGAAUGAAGACGAGAAAAAUAUUUACAUCAUUGGCAGCGAUAGCGAUGUGUCUGACGCCAAGACCAGCCUUCUCCUGAACCUCGGCGAAGAGAGAAAUAAAAGCGAAGAAGUAACCAGUGUUCUUGGAAGCCCUCUGUACGAUUCUGGGUCAUCAUCAGCCCGUGCUGACGGGCAGAGGGUCCCCCUCCCCGCACGCUCCACCGUCGACUGCUCAGACGAAAGGACAGAUCAGAUGCUGGGGUCAGAGGAUGAUGCAAUCAGAACUGGAGCACUUAAAAAGUAUAAGCUAGCUCCUUUGUUUAAAGAUUCAGGCCCGUCGAUAUUAGGCGGUCGACCGGCUGACUUCACCAUUCGAGCCAGCGCGUCGCCCAGUCGGCCGGCGCGACAGGGACCGAUGCGGGCGCACGACGUGCUGACGGAGAAGGGAGCAAGUUCUGGUGAAGCAGUCUCCACUGCAGUAGCCCUAAACACAGGAGGGGACAUAUUGUUCGAAUCCGGGAAUUUUCAUCCUCUGACCACUUCUGUGCAAAGUAAAACCUCUUUUAAUGCAGAUGGAGUGGACGUUCGACCCAAGAGUUCGGCUUAUCUUCUCAACCCCGCUCAUUCUAGUCUGUCAGGCAGCCCUGCUCUUCCACCCUCCGGGUCUGGAUCAGCCUUGAAGCGAGCCAAUAGUUUCUCAGGAUCACCUCAGCAGAAGACUCCAGCUGCGGGACAGAAAAGCCAGGACGACUCCAGCAAGUCCACAACCAGAACCAGGGGGAGGUCCUCCAGCUUUAGUAUGCCAGCAGGCAAGGACGAGCAGGAAGUCCACAGUGCACAGAUUUCUGUCUCUCGGGUCAUGUGGCAGUACAUAUCCGAAGCCUACCGGACCCGUUUGGAGGACCUGACAUCUGAUGUCCAGAUAAAAGAGAGCUUCCAAGACAGUAGUACGAAUCAGACCGUUACCAUAAAGGGGGCAGACUCAACCACAGUGAGAUCGUGUCUGCAGAGUUUACAGAAGCUAGUUGAGUUGGUGGGCUCAGACUUCUCCGUAGAGCAGCUGCUCCUGUCAGAGCUGGGCGUCACCGACAAAGCCGACGAAACCUUACAGGCUUGUUGCGCCGAAAUUAAGAGCCGCUUCAAGAAGGUUGCAAUUCACACGUCAAAGGAGUGCAUUUAUCUGGUCGGGCCUCAGCCGUUGUGCUCUCAAGUCGCCGACAAACUGCGGGAAGUGUUUUGUUUUGAGCCUGAAUGGCCCGGCUCCUCCGGCCCCUCUUCCGCUUUGAGGAAUUCGUUUGCUUCUUCACAAACGCACACGGACGGGCACACUGGUCUGUAUCUCAACAAUAAUUCAGAGGGGUUGCCAACUACCCAAACAGGCAAAGCUGGGACAAGUCCGGAAUGGAGAACAACCUACAAAAGUGACUUUUGUGACAAAGAUGUCAGUGGAUCUGUUGGUCCAUUUUCAGUACAGAAAGACUACGUCAUUCGGGAAAAAGUGAAGACUGCAAGCACCGUGGACGUAGACCAACACAAGGCUGGAGAUCAGCAUGCAAACAGAAGUGACACAAGUCCGGUGAACGGUAUUGAGGAAGAGCGAACCAUGUGUGCAACACAGACAGACAGCAAAAAGCAGAACGCUCACAAAGAAUCCAGGUCAAAUCAGGGAAGCUCCAUAAGCAUCUGUGUGUGUGGGGACAAUGGGAAGGCAUUGAUGAGGACAAAGUGCGGGGUUACCAUGUGCCCAAAGUGCCUGGAAGCAGUUCAUGCCACAUGCAAAGUUUGCCACGAAAAGGAGCAGAUGCCACCAGGCAUCCAGGGCGAAAUGAAGACCUCUAAACUGGCCAUCAGUUUGCCAGGUCACAGCAAGGGCUGCGUUAUCAAGAUCACUUACCGCAUCCCUGAUGGUAUCCAAGGGGAGGAUCACCCUUCUCCUGGAAAACCAUUCAGAGGAGGCAUAUUUGAGGCCUACCUGCCUGAAAGUCAGGCAACAAAGAAGCUGCUGCCCCGGCUGGAGAAAGCCUUCAGGCAGGGGCUCACCUUCACAGUAACAGGCAAAGAGAGAGAUGCCAGAGUUGACUGGGACUGCAUUCCACACAAGACCAGCUUACAGGGAGGCAAAGCAGAGAAAGGUUACCCAGACUCCUCUUACCUGACUCGCUUAUCAGAUGUCUUGAGCAGCUAUGGGAUUGAGUAG
Menidia menidia (Atlantic silverside) is the source of this 3252-nucleotide messenger RNA. The record is from the annotation of a GenBank genome assembly. NCBI's taxonomy places the organism in Eukaryota, Metazoa, Chordata, Actinopteri, Atheriniformes, Atherinopsidae.